Molecule: messenger RNA, 1368 nt
Organism: Ceutorhynchus assimilis (cabbage seed weevil)
Lineage: Eukaryota; Metazoa; Arthropoda; Insecta; Coleoptera; Curculionidae
Source: the annotation of a GenBank genome assembly
GUAAUUUACCACAUUUUUAUUAUGGUAUGUUACAUUAUACCUUUGGUGGGUGCGGUUUGUGCAGAUAGUUUUCUUGGCAGAUACAGAACUAUAAGAAACUUUUCUUUGAUUUACCUUAUGGGUAAUGUGGUGUUGUGCAUUGCGGCUGUACCUGUAUUAGACCAUGAUCCAAUUGUCUUUUCAUUUGUGGGGCUGUUGCUAAUAGCUAUUGGUACUGGUGGUUUGAAACCUUGUGUAGCAGCUUUUGGAGCUGAACAGUUUCGCCUUCCGGAACAAAGCGAGUUUUUGAGGUACUUUUUUUCAAUAUUUUACUUUACCAUCAACUUUGGAGGCUUGGUAGGCAUGAUAGUGACGCCUCUUAUGCGAAAAGCCGCUACCUGUUUUGGUGACGACACUUGUUAUGCGCUAGGAUUUAGUUUUCCCGCCUUAUUAAUGGCGAUUUCGAUUUUGCUAUUUAUAUUAGGAAAAACAUUUUACAAGCUGAAAACGCCUAAAAGGAAUAUUAUUUUGGAGUUUUCCAAGUGUUCCUGGUAUGCCGUGAGAAAAAAAUGUAAAAAAUCCAAAUCCAGACGCAAACCCGAACACUGGCUGGACCACGCCAAAGACAAAUUCGACUGGAAACUGAUCCAAGACAUGAAAAUCGUAUUUGCAAUUUUACUAUUGUUCGUACCUUUGCCGAUUUUUUGGUCCUUAUUCGAUCAGCAAGGCUCCAGAUGGACGUUCCAAGCCGCUCACAUGGACGGAAACAUUCUAGGCAUCCAAAUCGUCCCGGAUCAGAUGCAAGUCAUAAAUCCAGCGAUGGUUUUGGUUCUUAUACCGGUUUUCGAUAAGAUAUUGUAUCCGUGUUGCGAAAAGUUGAAUUGCUUGAAGAAUCCUUUGCAUCGAAUGGCUAUUGGAGGUUUAACUGCUGGCCUGGCUUUUGUAGCCGCUGGUUUUUUAGAAUUAGUCUUGGAAAAAACAUAUCCGGCACUUCCGGCAAAAAAUCACGGAUCUGUUAAUGUGAUAAACUCUUUGCCUUGCAGCAUAACAAUUAUUAGUGAAUUUAGUUGGAUCAUGCAAGUGUUGGAUGCCUCUAAAAUUUUAAGGUUUCAAAAUAUUCCUUGUCACAAUCGCACUAGGUAUACUUUAGAAAUUAGAGCCCCUAUUAAAUGUGACCAUAUCAGACUUAAUAAGGAGCGAUUUAAAAUGACAGCAAUAUUGGAAGAAAGGAAGGAAGACACUUUCAUUAUUGCCCUUGAUGAUAACCAUGAAAUUCAAGGAUACAUGACUGAUCCGGUAGAUUUUACAAAAUCAGUCACUGGGGCUCCAAAAUUUCGGUUUUUAUUGUGCUUAUGUGUUAAUUCUAAAUGUUUUUUAGUGGAAUUUUAG